AAUUUCGAUUCUUUACUUUAAUCUCUGUCAGAACGUAGGCGGUUCCGCUCCGUUCACGGUGGGCCUUCGUUCGGCGGUUAAAAGUCUUUUCUUUAUUCUCUUUAACAAUGCUCAAGUGCUUUCAAUAGUUUUUCAAAUAAACAUUCAUUCACUGAAGUACUCAUUCAAGAUAGAAAGCAAAUUUGAGCCAUCAAUUCCAAGAUGUCGCUUCGCAUCUGCCGAUCUGUGUGUGUUGCGUUUGGAUUCAUUCUAGCAGGGGUUGGUCUUUUAUUGGGAUUCUAUGUAUUCCCGUUACUUGUUAAUCAACAGGUCGAUGAUACUAUGAAAUUAGUAAACGGAACUGAAGCAUACGAAAGGUGGGAAACACUCCCAAUUCCAUUACAGUUUAAAGUUUAUUUUUUCAAUGUGUCUAAUCCUGACGAAGUUCAAAAUGGAGCUAAACCCAUAGUAAAAGAAGUUGGCCCAUACGUUUAUGAUGAAUAUAGGCACAAAUAUGAUAUAACCGAAGAUGAAGAUGGUACUUACUCAUAUAAUCAAACUCAAUUAUUUUCAUUUAAUGAGAAUGCAUCCAAACCGAACAAGGAAGAUGAUAACAUUAUAGUUGCUCAUUUGCCGUUGAUGGCUAUAAGCCUUAUAGCGGAAAAGCGAUUGAUGUCCGAGUUGCUAGGUACCGUUGUUCCUCACUUAUUUGACAAUCCGAAGAAUGUAUUUCUGACAACAACAGUCAAAAAGUUCUUAUUCGAUGGUGUUAAUAUUAAUUGCUCUAAUGGUGGCGGAACCGUCAGACUCAUCUGCAACCAAAUAAGAAGAAAUGCUCCAGCCCAAUUAAAAGUACCCGACAAAGGCGUAGAUGGUCCAUUUGUGUUUUCUUUAUUGAGCUACAAAAAUAAUACUCACGAUGGCAGGUACAAAGUCAGUAGCGGCGUCAAAGAUAUUAGUACUUUAGGAGAAAUUUAUGCUUGGAAGAAUUCGUCGACAGUUGACGCGUGGAAACCUAACGGCACAUGCAAUAACAUUUAUGGCACUGAUACAACAAUUUUCCCACCUCAUCGAACUCAGCUUUCAAGAGUUAACGUCUUUCAAUCGGAUAUAUGCAGAACAGUGAAUUUACACUAUAAUGACGAAACUGAAUAUAAAAAUAUCAAAGGUCUGAGGUUCGUAGUAGAGAAAGACAUGCUAAUGUCUGGGGCAAAUUAUUCGGCAAAUAAAUGUUAUUGUUUAAAAGAAACAAAAGGAAUAAAUGGUGAAGACGGUUGUCUACUUGAUGGUGCUUUAGAAUUAUAUCGAUGUCAAAAUGUACCGUUGGUCCUCACAUUUCCACACUUUUAUUUGGCACACGAAAAAUAUCGGGAAAGCGUUGAAGGUCUCAAUCCUGACAAAUCUAAGCAUGAAAUCUUUGUUGAAUUGGAGCCCAAAAGUGGUACCGUUUUAAGAGGAAGCAAAAGAGUGCAAUUUAACAUUUUCUACCGUCCAAUCCAUGGCAUCAAUUUGACAAACAAAUUAGCUCAUUCUUUAAUGCCAGUAUUUUGGAUCGAUGAGGGAGUCGAAUUAGAUGAUCCAAACAUUAAUUUGCUUUACGAUAGUCUUGUCUAUCCGAUGAAGAUUUUAGACGGUGUUUAUUGGACAUUAAUUGGUCUUGGCUUGGCUAUUGGUCUUAUUAGCAUGGUUUGGUGCAUGUUGUUUGCGCACAAGCCAAAACAUUUAUUCUAGAACUUAAAAAUCUCCUUUUUCAAUAAAAUUGUAACUAAUUAAAUUUUAGAAGACAAUUUACCAAUCUAUUUUUUUACAAAUAACAUUGUACAUAGUAAUAUUCCAAUAAAAGCUUGAAACAAUAUAUCGAUUGUGAACCAUGACAGGUUGAUGCUAGAAAAACAAUGAAAUAAAUAUUUCUAAAGUACUCAAAUAAAUCUGUAAUAAAAAUUUGUCAAAAUCU
Molecule: messenger RNA, 1933 nt
Organism: Nasonia vitripennis (jewel wasp)
Lineage: Eukaryota; Metazoa; Arthropoda; Insecta; Hymenoptera; Pteromalidae
Product: sensory neuron membrane protein 2
Exons: 9
Coding region: 202-1710 (502 amino acids)
Cellular component (GO): cytoplasm; membrane
Molecular function (GO): scavenger receptor activity
Source: RefSeq, a predicted model, not a curated record